This is a messenger RNA of Purpureocillium takamizusanense, 1887 nucleotides long. RefSeq lists its product as uncharacterized. The coding region runs from base 382 to 1641 and encodes 419 amino acids. The transcript is spliced from 2 exons. Gene Ontology annotation, cellular component: nucleus; Cdc73/Paf1 complex. Lineage: Eukaryota; Fungi; Ascomycota; Sordariomycetes; Hypocreales; Ophiocordycipitaceae. Gene Ontology annotation, molecular function: RNA polymerase II C-terminal domain phosphoserine binding. The record is from RefSeq and is a predicted model, not a curated record. Gene Ontology annotation, biological process: transcription elongation by RNA polymerase II; positive regulation of transcription elongation by RNA polymerase II.
GCACAAUAGUUUCGAUCGGACUCAAUGGCCUCGACUGACCGGCAUAUUCGUUGAAAGAAGUGCACAUAUACCCUACAAAAUUGCAUCCUUCACUGCACAAUUCCCGCAUCGCCAAUCUGCGACUGCAUCAUCCCUAGGGCGCACUAGGUUCCUUUACUGCACCGUCCACAUCGGCUGGUGUGGCUGUGCCCAAUUGGGCAUUCGAAGCGUGGUUCGCGCGCCAAACGCCAAACGCCGGCUCUUUCAAAGUCGCACCUGCCUGCAUCCGAUCCUCCGACAACAGCCUCGUCGCGGCUCGACAUUUAUCCUCCCAAAACCGGCACACAUCCUUGUACAACUCGUUUUCCUCGCGUCAAGGGCUUUAGGACACAUCGGAUUGACAUGUCUGACUCUGAGGACCCCCUCGACGUCGUCGACGAGGGUGGUGACGACCUCUUCGGAGACGAGGGCGACGAGGAGACAUCAUCGCCUCGGGAGCGCGUUCGAGAAGAUGAUGAACCCACCCCGGACGCUGGUGGAGAUGAUGAUGAUGACGCUCAGCGCGGUCGCUACGACGAUUCUGAGCCUCGAGAGACGCGGAACAGGGUCGUGAUUGAGGAGCAAACGUACCGCCACCGGACCCCGAAGCCCUCGGACGGUAUGCUGCGAGUGUUGAAGGUGCCCAAGUUCAUCAAAUUCAUGCCUGAAGUCUACGCGCCCGACACCUUCGAGCCCACCGAGUUCGACAUCGCAAACGCCAAGUCCGACCAACCCCGGAACGUCGCCCGAGUCCGGCGAGAUCCCACCACGGGCGAUCUCAAGAGCAACACCAACGUCUAUCGGUGGAGCGACGGCUCCGUCACCAUGUCCGUGGGAGGCGAACACUACGAAAUAUCCAAAAAGUCCCUGUCAACCGCCCCGGGCCAGCCGUACAACGAAUUGCAGGACGCUCAUUACUACGCCGCCGCCGCCGAGCUUGGUAGCAACAUGCUCAUGACGGUCGGUCACCUCAUGGAGCAGUACACGGUCAAGCCGAGCAAGGCGAUUGGAGAUGAGGCCCUGAGCCUCUUCGCCGAGAAAAUGGCACUGGCGAACAAGGGCACCAAAGGCGAGGACAUGAUCAUCCGCACCACCAAGGACCCCGAGCUGCAAAAGAAGACUGCCGAGCUCGCUGAAAAGGAAAGACUCAAGGCUCAGCGGCGGCGUGACAACGCGGCGGCCAAGAUGGACGCUCCGGGACGCUCCGGCCGCGGUGGCCUGUCCAUCGGCGACCUGGAGGGUCGCGCCGGCACAGGGCGGAAGAGGGGUGCCGCGGGCGCCGCCAAGCCCAAGCGCCGUCGGCCCGAGUACGACUCGGACGACGACUUGCCGCAAGGGGUCGGCCGACAUGAGGACUACGACAUGGAUGAUGGGUUCCUUGUGGGCAGCGACGAGGAAGAAGAGGUGGAGACCGGAGCCGAUGAUGACGACGAGGAAAUCCUCGAGGAGAAGGAGAAGGAGGACGACCGCGACCGUCGCCGGAACAAGAGACAACGAACAGCAGAGCCGACUGAAGACGAGGACGCCGAGGGCGAUGAGAUCGAGCCCGCCGCCGAGGCCUCCAGCCGCGCUAGAAGACGGAAUAUUGUCGACGAGGACGAGGAUGAGGACGAGAAUGAAUAGCAGGCGUUCAUGCACCGGAGGCUAGGCAGGCACUAUUUGGUCUCAACUUUUCGCUUUCAAAGUCUACAACUGUAUCGUAUCCUUCUCGUGAGAUAGGCAAAAGGCGGUCCUAAGCUAGGGCCAUGCCAUGACUGGUCGGGAAUGCAAAGAGGCAUUUGAAGUUCGAGGAAGGGUCAAGGGUUCCUGAUGCAUGCGACUGUCCCUGGCGAUUCCCACUCCACUAGUACGACCAGCUGCUCAUCGUCU